AUGCAGCUUAUUUCGUCAACAUCGCUGCAACGGAUAGGUACUAUCCUGCUUCUAAUUAGUAAUUUUACACAAGGACAAGAGUGUGGGCAAGCAGAUUUUGAUGUUCUUGAUUACAUCGACCCGUUUAUCGGGACAGCGAAUGGAGGACAUUCAUUUGCUGGAGCAACGUUGCCAUUUGGCAUGGCCAAAGCGGUUGCGGACACCCAGGGCGAAAAUCAAGGUGGAUUUGCGUUUGACACGGUAACGGUAACCGGCUUUUCACACACACAUGACUCUGGUACUGGAGGUUCACCCUCGAUGGGAAACUUCCCCAUAUUCGUCCACCCUAGUUGUCCAGGGAGCAAUCUUACUGGAUGUAGCUGGAGGUCAUCAGAUAGAGCUGUGGCUUGGAAACAAGGUUCCGCGAAGGCUCGCCCGGGUUAUUUCGGUAUCUCACUAGAGAAUGGUGUUCGUGCUGAGAUGACAGUGACGAACCAUUCCGCCUUGUAUCGGUUCACCUUUUCCGAAGCUAAUUUGCAAUCGCUCGACCCUGUCAUACUGGUCGAUAUUAUAGACCUACCUCUAUCACGGAAUCGAGGCACGGCUUCGGUAGAUCCAUCCACAGGCCGAUUGACAGGAAGUGGAAAUUUCAACCCGAGUUUCGGCAUCGGUACAUACAACGUUUACUUUUGUGCCGACUUUAAAGGCGCCAGUGUGCGAGAUACAGGAUCAUGGAAGGAUAAUCGAGCAACGCUAGGUCAGACAAAUGUUUCGGUAACAACGGACUCGACACAUCCCGCGACUAGCUUCUCUGCUGGGACAUUCACGAGGUUCCACCCCCCAACUCAAGAUGAUGGCAUUCUAGCAAGGGUUGGCGUGAGCUUUGUUAGCGUUGAACAAGCGUGCUCCAAUGUGGAGCAAGAGCAACCCGACUUUGACUUCGACGCAACAGUAAUGGCUGCCGAGUCUGCGUGGAGGGAGAAGAUGGAGGUUGUAAAAGUUGACGCGCAGGGUGUGUCAUCCGAACUUCAGACAAUUUUCUGGAGUGGGGCCUACCGUGCAAUGAUUAGUCCCCAGGACUAUACAGGCGAGAACCCGCUUUGGGAGAGUGAUGAACCGUAUUAUGAUAGUUAUUAUUGUAUUUGGGAUUCUUUCCGCGGUAUCCAUCAAUUUUUAACCCUGGUCGACCCACUCUCCCAGUCCCGAAUGCUGCGAAGUCUGGUGGACAUAUACCGCCACGAGGGAUACCUACCUGACUGCCGAAUGUCCCUCUGCAAAGGAUAUACUCAAGGUGGAUCAAAUGCGGACGUGUUGAUCUCUGAAGCAUUCUUGAAGGGUAUUACCGAUGUUGAUUGGGACACAGCAUAUAAGGCUAUUGUGAAGGAUGCAGAAGUUGAACCGGAAAACUGGAACGUUGAAGGCCGUGGUGGCCUGCAGAGCUGGAAGACCCUCGGGUACAUUCCAAAGAAUGAUGCGGACCCAGGUACAGAGGGGCUUCGUACCCGGAGUGUCUCCAGAACAGUGGAAUACGCAUAUAACGAUUUCUGCAUUGCCCAGAUGGCUGACCGGAUGGGUCAUGAUACCGAUCGUGAUAAAUAUCGCCAACGCUCUAAUAACUGGCGGAAUGUGUUCAAAGCGAAUCAAACAUCAGCUAUUAACGGUGUGUCUACAAACUUCACCGGGUUUCUGCAGCCUCGCAAUGCCGACGGCACCUGGUCCUACCAAGACCCCAUAUUUUGUAGCCCGCUUUUAGACUUUACGUCUUGCUACUUGAAUGCAGAUGGACACGAGACAUAUGAAGGAAGCUGCUGGCUAUAUACGUUCUUUGUACCGCAUGAUAUGGCGUCUCUUAUCACUACGCUCGGCGGACCUGAUCAAUUUGUCUCACGACUAUCAUUUCUGCAUGACUCGGGUCUACUCUACGUUGGUGAUGAACAGGCUUUUCUGACGGUAUUUCAAUUUCACUACGCGGGCCGACCUGGUAUUUCUACUAAACGCGCGCAUUCAUAUAUCCCAUCACAGUUCAAUGCGUCAGUCCGAGGUAUUCCUGGCAAUGAUGACAGUGGAGCAAUGGGGUCAUUUGCCGUUCUCAGCAUGAUAGGUCUCUUUCCUGUGCACGGGCAGGACGUGUACCUGAUUAACCCACCGUUUUUCAAGGAAGUCAGCAUUCGAAACAAUAUCACAGGCAAAGUGGCUAUGAUUCGCAACAUUAAUUUUGACCCGAGCUAUAGAUCGAUAUAUAUCCAACGUGCUUCACGCGAUGGCAAACCGUGGACCAAAAACUGGAUCACCCAUGAGUUCUUCACUAAUGGCGGAACUCUGGAACUGGAGCUGGGCUCUACAGAGAGUGAUUGGGGGACAAAAAUCGAAGAUUUGCCGCCUAGCAUGAGUGAUUACCACUGGAUUAACCGGCUCUAA
This is a messenger RNA of Aspergillus ochraceoroseus IBT 24754, 2397 nucleotides long. RefSeq names its product glycoside hydrolase family 92 protein. The coding region runs from base 1 to 2397 and encodes 798 amino acids. Gene Ontology annotation, cellular component: cytosol; nucleus. The record is from RefSeq and is a predicted model, not a curated record. The transcript has 6 exons. Gene Ontology annotation, biological process: glycoprotein catabolic process; protein quality control for misfolded or incompletely synthesized proteins; carbohydrate metabolic process. NCBI's taxonomy places the organism in Eukaryota, Fungi, Ascomycota, Eurotiomycetes, Eurotiales, Aspergillaceae. Gene Ontology annotation, molecular function: peptide-N4-(N-acetyl-beta-glucosaminyl)asparagine amidase activity; carbohydrate binding.